Messenger RNA from Hippoglossus stenolepis (Pacific halibut), 1224 nucleotides. RefSeq names its product T-cell surface glycoprotein CD3 zeta chain-like. The record is from RefSeq and is a predicted model, not a curated record. Bases 239 to 610 code for a protein of 123 amino acids. Lineage: Eukaryota; Metazoa; Chordata; Actinopteri; Pleuronectiformes; Pleuronectidae. The transcript has 7 exons.
UGAAACAUUCUCUCUGUGGGCGCUCAAGUGUUGAAGGCUGCGUGGGGUUUUAUCUACAUCAAAACUGAGUGUCAGUCCACUGACAGGCAGUCAGUUCAGCCACUUCCUGUGAUCAGAGAGGGGAAAACAUUUAACUGAGGCAACAACUAGAAGCAACGGAGAGAGAGAAAUAGAAAGAAAGAGAGAAAACUGUGUUUUAGUACAGACAGAAGGAGAGAGAGAGAGAGACGUGGACAGAAUGAGAAUAGGUGUGUUUCUGCUGUUUCUGCUCCUGGUGCCUGUUUCCUGUAGAGGUUCUGUAGAUAUCAUGAUCACCGAACCAGUCGUCUGUUUUUUCCUCGACGGGAUCCUGAUUAUUUACUGCAUCGUGGUCACUGCAUUGUUCUUUAAAGAAAAGCUCUCAAUUGAACCUGUUGAACCUGAAGUUAACGGCAGGAUUUACGAGGAGCUUAGGAGACCAAUGGAUGCUGAUCCGUAUGCGAUGCUUGAACCAUCAAAAAGAAGAAAAAGGGCCAAAAAGAGAAAGAAACCUGAGUCGACGCAGCCUGAGCAGAGAGAGGAUGAAGCUUUGAUCAGCGCAGCUCCACCUUCAGCUCAGUCUGCCCCCUGAUGUCCUGCAUCAGCACUGCUGGGUCAACAGGCCGCACUGUUCAUUGUGGCUGAGAUUAGAUUAUUAUCUGAUUAAUCAAUCAAUUAACAGACAAGAUAAGUGUCUAUUGUUUUAUGAUAACAUAUAACAAAUACAUAUAUAUAUCGAGAAAAAAUGCUAAAUUCUGUGCAUCCAGCUUCUAAAAUGUGGAAAGUUUAUGCAAUUUUUAUGUGAUAGUUGGCAGUUUGUUCUCUAUUUUCUCACAUUGAAGCCUAUACGCUAAAUAAGUAAAUAAAAUGAAUCAAUAGUGAUGAAUAGAUCAUUUGUUGUUUGAAGUUUAAAACCAUGGUAGUGGCUCGUCUGCUUUGAGCAAAACGCUGAUGCUAACAUUUGCAUUUUUGUGGCAUUUCCAAAGGUGUAUAAACAUUUAAUCAAUGUUCAUACAGCACAUUAUAAUAUAGUUGUAAGUAAAUAUACAAGUACAUUAAGUAGUUAUUCAUGUAUUCAGUAGUAUUCAACAACUGAGACAUAUGUAUUAUUACACCCAUGUUAAACUGUAUUGUAAUCAAUAUCUUUAAUAUUUUUAUUGUAUACAAAAAAUGAAUUUACUGUAUUCAAUAAAUUCUAAACACAAA